GGAAACUCAAAGCUAAAUCUGAGGCCUGUCAGAUUACAAAGAGGAACCCAUGAAGACUGACACAGCCUACACUCAGUAAAAAGUAUUGUUUGCAGGGAAACCCAAGGGAAAACCUUUAUUUAAAAAAAAACAGCUUUUAACACCACAGAGGGAAUGACUGUGGAUGUGGAGAAGAUUAUUCAGUUCAUCAAACAAGGCGACCAAGACAAUGUUCAAAGUCAUCUGGAUGAUUACAACACUGAGAACUCACAAUGCUUCUUUUUUGAUGUGGAAGAAAGGGAGAGAAAAAAGUUCAUCCUCAUCUCAUCUCAUUUAUUCAGUGGAUAUAUAAUACAAGCAUGUUUUCUAUCCUGUUACUUCUCUUUCCUCAUUAUUCUCCAAUGCUUGAACCGAGAACAGCAAAGAGAGCUGGAAGAGUUCCGCAGGAAUAAAGUGAGAGAGUACGUUCCAGACUCUGACUCAGACUGUGACUCUGAUAACAGUGAGGAUCCAGACCUUGUUCUGCGGAGAAGGCUCGCUGCGGCUCUGAUCUGGUUUAUUCGCAUGCGCCUGCAGCCGGGCGUUUUGAGAGUGUGUCUGCGAACUCUGAGGAUCAUCUCACGGGACCGAAAGGCUCUGGCACCCCUGAUUACAGACUAUGCCAUCAUAACUCUCGCUCGGCUCGGGGGCAUCUCUGCCCUGCCAACCUGGCCUGAGGAAGAGGAUGAUCAGUGGGGCUCCUCACACAACGACGUCGCUCCUGAGAACGAGACUGACACACUUCCAGAUAAUGACACCAACACCCAAUGUCCAGCAUGUUGCAGUGAGACAGAUGAUUCAUGUUGUGGCUCUACAGUCUGCGCUGCGUCUUCGGUCAGAGAAGGAGGUCUGCACUUCAGCCCUAUGAAUAAUACAUCUAAUCCCAGAGAAACACAAAACGACCACUGUGAAGAAAGUGUAAGGAAAGAUGGAGUGUGUGGGCUGUUGACAAGAGGAAAGAGGGAGACCAGAGGAGAGAGGGAUGAGGAGGGUGAGGAAGGACAUGAUGAUGGUGAGAUCUGGAGGAAAGAGGCGAUGAAAACCCUGUGCAAUGUCAUCUACAACAGCCCGAAAGCACAAGAGAGAGCCAGCACACUGAGGUUACUUCAUGGCCUAUCAGUGAGAAUUAAAGAUGGGAUACAUUCCUCAUCACCUCCAAGCGGUCAAUUUUAUGAACUGCGGCUUCUGUUUUUGUUGACUGCUUUACGGCCUGAGCUCAGGAUUGAACUCUGCCAGGAGCGUGGUGUGUCCAUGCUGACCGCAGCUCUGGAACAGUGUUUAGACGUGAUCUGGGGUGAAACACACGAAGUGCUGACUGACCUGACAGCUCCACCUUUGUGUAAGGAACUUUCUCAGCGAGCCCUGGAGAUCCUGAAGACCCUGUUCAACAUCACCUACAGUGUGCACAGACAGGACCUAGACGAGGAGGCUGCAGCUUUGUACCGUCGCCUAGCUGCAGUCCUGCGUCACUGCCUGCUCGUGCCCUGUGAGGGAGAGGACAGAAAAGAGGAGCUGCAAGGACACACAGUGAAUGUGCUCUCAGCGCUCCCUCUGCAGUGCCUGGAUGUCCUGCUUUCUGUUCGCCUGUCUGAAGGUUCAGAGGAGUCUGGUGGUGUCAACAUGGACUGUGUCCACACUUUGCUGCUCUUCAUGGAGAAAAGACUGGACAGAGGCCACAAGCUGAAGGAAAAGCUUACUCCAGUGUUAAACCUGUUGACAGAAAGCAGCAAAGCACACAGGGAAACCAGGCACUAUCUCCGGCAGCAGAUCCUGCCUCCACUGAGAGACGUUGAGCUGAGGCCUGAGCAGGGGAACACACUGAGAAGCAGACUAGUGAGACUAAUGACCCAUGUCGACACUGAUAUCAAGCACUGUGCAGCUGAGCUUCUCUUUGUGCUAUGCAAAGAAAAUGUGAGCAGGUUUGUGAAGUACACUGGUUACGGUAAUGCAGCUGGACUGUUGGCAGCACGGGGUCUUUUGAACGGCCGUGGCUCUUCUCCUCAACCACAGUACUCCAGUGACUCUGACUCAGACACGGAGGAGUACAGACAGGCCCGGGACAGGAUUAACCCUGUAACGGGACGGGUGGAGGAGGAACAGCCUGAUCCAAUGGAAGGGAUGACUGAAGAAGAGAAAGAGGCAGAGGCGCUCAGACUCAUAAAUAUGUUCAACAGGCUGUCACGGGGCAAGAUCAUUCAGCCGAUGGGAGUGACCACUGACGGCAAACUAGCGCCGCUGUGUGGCCAGACGAGACACAGCGCUGUGCAGGAGGAGGAGGAGGAAGAUGAGGAAGAUGAUGAUUGUAGUGAGACAGAGCAGUAAGGAAGGAGUGGAUGUCAAGAUGAUGAUUAAUAAGAGGCAAGAUAUUUUAUACUCAUAACAAAUAUAGUGACAAAACAUGAUAGUGGAGCAAACUAUAUCUUAUGAAAAUGUUCAGAAUAUGUAAUGUGAAAAAAUGAAGCUCUCUAUGAUGCGAUUAAAAUAAGGAUAAAAGUAAUUUAUAUUAUAGCAGAGAAUGUGAUUUAUUUGUUAUUACUCAUAAGCUAGAAACAGUCAAUUAGGAAGCUACUCAAAAGCAAAGGAGAAAGAAAGAGACAAAGAGCGAAAUGGGCAUCACACCAAAGACAGACAAACACUCCUGGAAAAUGCUGCUGCUGUUGCCAUGGUAAUGUUACCAUGGUAACAACAGGAAAUGCAGUUCUACGGCUUCUUUUUUUUUCCCUGGCGCUCCAGCAGGAGUGGAAUGUUUACCUUGAAGAACUGCUGAGGCUGGUCUGACACUCUUGAAUGCUGGCACCCUACACCGAGAAUCAUGAAAAAUCAUGAAAAUAAUGUCAUUAUUCAACUCCUCAGAGAAACGCUUUCAUUUGCAGAGUGAUUAGUCAGCACUGGGAACUUUUGAACAUGAUUACAGUGUUCAGAGCAGGUUGCUUGGCUGUACUGCUUGAUUUCCAGUGCAUUCUCUCCAUUCAUACACAUCUUAAAUGCAAAAUAGCAGCUUGUACACUAAGAACAAAUAAACAAUAAAGAAAGAUCCAAGG
Molecule: messenger RNA, 3059 nt
Organism: Danio rerio (zebrafish)
Lineage: Eukaryota; Metazoa; Chordata; Actinopteri; Cypriniformes; Danionidae
Source: RefSeq, a predicted model, not a curated record